Molecule: messenger RNA, 1266 nt
Organism: Cucurbita pepo subsp. pepo (vegetable marrow)
Lineage: Eukaryota; Viridiplantae; Streptophyta; Magnoliopsida; Cucurbitales; Cucurbitaceae
Product: N-(5'-phosphoribosyl)anthranilate isomerase 1, chloroplastic
Biological process (GO): L-tryptophan biosynthetic process
Molecular function (GO): phosphoribosylanthranilate isomerase activity
Source: RefSeq, a predicted model, not a curated record
UUAUUUACUCCAACCAGCAUUUAUCACAAGACAUCUAGUUUCACCUUUCGUUUAUGAACACGAAGCACACAGCAUUAUCUCCAAAUUUCCAGUCGCUUUGGCGUCAAAUCAGUUUACCCAUUGAAAAUAAGUUUCACCGGCUAAGCAAAUCAAUAAUUGAUUGCUUAUUCAUUUGAAUCAUAGUGGAUUAGAAAUAAGAACGUGAAGAAAAAGGGCAGAACAAUGAUUUCAGGCUUGACCAUUGGAAGCUGCUUUCGGCCAAAAGUUGUGAAUGUGUAUAGAAAGCACCAGUUUCAAGGUUUGAAUAGGGACAGUUCACGCAUUGGGAGAAAGUGGCCUUGUCAAAAGAAAAAGGUUACCUGUAGCAUUUCUAAUCAAGAGAAUGAAUCUUCAAACCUUGAACAUCAUAGAAAGGACAAGGUUCUUGUUAAGAUGUGCGGUAUUGCAUCAGCGAAAGAUGCCGCUUUGGCAGCAGAAUCUGGUGCUGAUUUCAUUGGGAUGAUUAUUUGGCCAAACUCAAAGCGUUCUGUUUCAUUCUCAGUUGCCAAGGAGAUAUCCAGAAUUGCAAGACAAAAUGGUGCACAGCCUGUCGGAGUGUUUGUCGAUGACGAUGUUGAAACAAUAUCUCGAGCUGCUUAUACAUGUGACCUUGAAUUUGUGCAGCUUCAUGGAGAUGAAUCACGGGAAGCAAUGCCCCUUCUAGUUAAAGAUCAUAGAAUUAUUUAUGUUCUGAAUGCAAAUGAAGAUGGAAGCCUUCUAAAUGAGAUCUCUAUUGAGGACUGUUCUUUAGUAGAUUGGGUUCUUGUUGACAGUGCAAAAGGUGGCAGUGGGAAGGGAUUCAAUUGGGCCCAGUUUGAGGUACCAAUAAUUAGAAGUAAACAAGGUUGGCUCUUGGCUGGAGGGAUCAAUCCAGCGAAUGUGUCUCAAGCCCUAUCCCUUCUGAACCCUCAAGGCGUUGAUGUUAGCAGUGGAAUUUGUGGCUCAGAUGGGAUUCAGAAGGAUCUUACUCGAAUCAACUCAUUUCUUAAGGCUGUUCAUUCAGUGAAGUAUUGAUCAACAAAGUUGAGUAUCCGAUUUUCUUAAUAAUCACUUUGUUAAUUUUCUGCUUCUGCUUUGAGUUUAGUUCAUGAAAUUGUGGGAUUUACUGAAUGUUUUGGAACAAUUUAAAAAUAAAUGACUCAUCCCAUGUAAUGUAACACCAUUGUGAUUGGUGUUACAGCAUCCAUCUAUUUUCACUAAUAGUUAUUAAACAGAAUUCAAGCAAAA